AUGUCUUCGUACUACGAACCUCAGGGAUGGCAAGCACCCGCUGCGCGCCAGGCUUCUUGGGAGCAACCGGCGCCUCCUUCCCGGUCAGGUACGGCAUUCACACCGAGGAAGCCGGAGCAAACAUUAACUUGUGAUAAAGGAUCCAGCUCGGUCUCUCAACGCGAAGAUAUUCCGGCCUUUUCCACCCAAUUUGACGAGGUUGAUCGUGCGAUCGACAAUCUCGUUAAGAGCGGGAAGCUGUGGAAUGCUCCUCGGCGGGAUUCGAUGCCCAUGAUGAUGGGCCGGCCCUACCCCGACUACGACCCUCGUAUGGGUGGUGGCCCUCAGCGACACCAUUCGAUCAGCGAAUUCGAUGGCAACCGAAUGCCCCCGGCUGGCAACGCCCAGGGAUUCUACGCCUCCCAACGCUACCAGGGUCGUCCCAACGAGGUGGAACAGAUGAUGCAGGCGAAGCGUCGGAUGGCAGCACAGCGGGAGAGGGAGCUCCGCAACUAUCACCAGGAGCAGCAGUACAACCGAAGCCUCCUCGCCGAGAUGUCUGCAUCCAAAUCCGACCGUUCGACCAGCCCAGCCGCCGUGAGCGAGGACAGCCGCCGUGAACUCCUCGCCCGUCAGCACCGCGCCCUGUACGGCAACGAAAGCCCAGCCUUCUUCCCGCCCGGUGCCUUUUCCGACGAUAACUCGCGCGCGGAUAGCCAAACCGGCGGCGGCACCCCCUCGUCCGGUGUUCGUGGAUCCUCCCCGCGAGGCGUCGACCCAUUCGGCCUGACACAGGGCGCGACCGCUAACGCCGAUGCCACCACUGGCUUGCAGUCUCCCCCGCGUGCCAACAGCACCUCGUCGCCCAGCUCCGCCAUGAACGCCGGCUUCACCGAGCAGCCCCCAACCUCCGCCUCGUCGCCCGAUGCUGACUCGCCCUCCUCGCGCCAGGCCCCGGCCAAGUCGUCCGGCCCCAUCGGCUCUGUUGGUCCCAUCGGUUCCCGCCCGACCCCCGGCCAGACCUCUGCACCUCCCUCCAACCCGGCCUUGAAACAGCGCUCCAUCACCCCUCUCCCGUCGCCCCUCGGACUCGGCUUCACACCUGCUGAAUCCGCCGCUGGAGUCCCUACCGAGCGCACCUCCUCGGCCGGACCCACGCCCCCUGCAACCUCUGCAGCUGGUGCCCCUGGCGCCAAGGAUUCUGCUGGCGGUGUAGGCCUCGGCUGGAGCAACGGCAACGGUGUCUGGAGCUCCAAGAGCGGUCUCGGCGUGCAAGCGUCUGUUUGGGGCUAG
Messenger RNA from Penicillium bovifimosum, 1272 nucleotides. RefSeq lists its product as uncharacterized. Bases 1 to 1272 code for a protein of 423 amino acids. The transcript has 4 exons. The record is from RefSeq and is a predicted model, not a curated record. Lineage: Eukaryota; Fungi; Ascomycota; Eurotiomycetes; Eurotiales; Aspergillaceae.